CAGUUCAGUUUGAAGUGUCGCUAGAGAAUAUGGAUGUGCUUUCUGGGUUGUUGCUAUUUUUUGGGAUUAUCGUACCCAGUAUUCUGUCGGAUUUGUGCGAUAAUCAAACUGGAGAGUGCAAGGAGCUAUCUGCCACAGGAUGUCCAGCAGUGUUCUUCAACCUGGCUUGGAUGGAAGGAUCGGUGAAGUUUUGUGAUGAGGAUAAGGGCAUAGUUUGCUGCCCACUGCCCCGGAAUAGACAGCCCCUAUUCAUCUCCAGCAACGUGAGACAAUUCGAAAGGGAAUGUAGACGCUUUAAUGAGAUUAGAACUUCCUGCCGCUCCACGCCGUUGAUUGUGGGUGGAUCGAAAGCUUCCAGCCGGGAAUUCCCAUUCAUGGCACUGGUGGGUCAGCGUAGAAGAAACGCUUCCCGCAUCGACUGGGACUGUGGCGGGACUUUGAUUCAUCCCAAGUUCGUGCUAACCGCCGCCCAUUGCCUGGAGACAACCGAAACCAAGAGCGAACGUCUGGACCCCAACUUUGACUGCCCCAAGUUCGUGGUUAGACUCGGAGACCUGGACUACAACAGCGAAUCGGAUGAUGCGCAGCCCCAGGACUUUACGGUGGUCAACUAUGUGGUUCAUCCAGGAUACGACGAUGAUGAUGAUACUGGAAGUCGUAAAAAUGAUAUUGGCUUGCUGGAGCUGGACAGGAUUGCAGUUUUGAACGAGUUCGUGGCUCCGGCAUGCCUGCCUCCUAGCAGCGGCAAUGAAAACCUCCUCGCGACGGCGGCCGGUUGGGGUGCCACAGCCGAGACCGGGCCAUCAUCCUCGCAUCUGAAGAAGGUCACCCUGGAACGGUAUGGCGAAACGCUGUGCAGCGAGAGGAUAAAGCAAAAGAUCGACAUCCGGACACAGCUGUGCGCCGGAUCUCGAACCGGAAACAGCGACACUUGCUAUGGUGACUCUGGUGGACCCGUCUUUGUGCAGCAUCCCAGAUACGCUUGCCUCAAGCAGAUCAUUGGCGUCACAUCGUAUGGAAUCGUGUGUGGCGUCCAGGGAUUGCCCAGCGUAUACACAAGGGUGCACCUGUACACCGACUGGAUUGAGAACAUUGUUUGGGGAGAAUAAAUGCCACAGGUUCCCCUUCAAGUGAUUGCCGGCAGUUUAUUGUUCAACUUUCACAUCGUUAAUGCGACAAAAAGUUUAAAUAAACAGACAAAUUAGAGCUGACUAACAGGCUCAGGCAAAGAUUA
Molecule: messenger RNA, 1234 nt
Organism: Drosophila ananassae
Lineage: Eukaryota; Metazoa; Arthropoda; Insecta; Diptera; Drosophilidae
Product: venom protease
Exons: 3
Coding region: 30-1109 (359 amino acids)
Biological process (GO): proteolysis
Molecular function (GO): serine-type endopeptidase activity
Source: RefSeq, a predicted model, not a curated record